Messenger RNA from Pygocentrus nattereri (red-bellied piranha), 1535 nucleotides. RefSeq names its product fatty acid-binding protein, brain-like. Gene Ontology annotation, biological process: negative regulation of protein kinase activity; fatty acid transport. The coding region runs from base 726 to 1256 and encodes 176 amino acids. Gene Ontology annotation, cellular component: cytosol; nucleus. Gene Ontology annotation, molecular function: cAMP-dependent protein kinase inhibitor activity; fatty acid binding. The record is from RefSeq and is a predicted model, not a curated record. The transcript has 5 exons. Lineage: Eukaryota; Metazoa; Chordata; Actinopteri; Characiformes; Serrasalmidae.
AAAGUGCAGGUAUCAAAAUUGAAAACUUUUAUAGUACUUAAUUAAUUGCUUCAAACUUCGAAAGGCACUUUGUGUCAAUUUAAAAUUUCAGUAGUCUCACUGGUGUCAGAGAGCCUGUGAGCUCCAAAUCUACACUGCUGAUUGUUUUUCUAAAUACAUGUUGUAAGCAUGUUAAUGUAAUGGCAUUCAUUUCAGUGCAUUAUAAAGUCAGGAGCCAGUACUAACGGGCCAGAACAGGACAGGCUUCGGCACACUAUGUCAUUAAACACACCUGCUACAGCUCAUCAGCUGAUUAGCAAGGCCUUCAUGAACUGAAUUGAGAGCAUUAGAAGAGGGUAAACACUAAUCUCUGCAGCACUAUGGCCCGAAAUAUCCCCCGUUUGACAUGCCUGAUCUAGCCUUACUCAAAGCAGAAUUUCUAAAUUCUAAAAACACAACAUUAAUAAGUCAUAGAUGGCAUUGGGUUGAUUUCCCAAACCAAAAAUACUAAGCCUAGACUAAACAAGUGUUUUUAGUGGUGAUUCACCAUCGACAUUACAGUUUCAUCCAAGACUAGUUUGUGUCCAAAGCUAAACUACUUCUCUUUCUUUCUGCUUCAAACUAAUGAAUAUUUAUCCUGUGUCUUUAAGUAGGGCUUGUACAAAUGUGUGUUUACGUAUUCAUGAAUAAAUGACUAAAAGCUGUUUGAUAUUUUGCAGAUAAUGCUAUGAGGAGAAGGUCCAGAGAUGACUGAUGUGGAGCCUGUCGUCACUGACUUUGCCGCCACGGGUCGGACUGGCUGGCGAAAUGCCAUGCCGGAUAUCUUAGGAUCCACCGCAGGCCCGGAGCAGCAGACCUGCCAAACAAACUCGCUGAGCUUUCUGUUGGAGACGAUGGUGGUCAGGAAGAAGAGGGGUCAUCCUCAGGUGUACCCGACCAAGGACAGGGGUUGGGCAGAAGAAGUAGUACAAAUCGGGAAUAUAGUUACACCAGUGUUGUCCAUUUACCAAGAUGGAGAGAAGUUAGUGAUGAAACUGAAGACCAGCGUCUUCAGCUCUGAAAAGUCAUUCGUACUGGGCGAGGAGUUUGACGAGAAUUUUGCCGGCCAAAAAUACAGAUCUGUUAUUAACCUGGACGACGGCAAAUUAGUGCAAACACAGAAAUGGGAUGGUAAAAUGACUGUCCAGACCCGCAAGAUCCAAGAUGGCAAGAUGAUCUUGACACUGAGUUAUAAAGACACUGUGGCAGUGCGCACCUACGAGAAGAUGGCUGAUUGAAAUCUGAAACAAGCAGGAUUUUACACCUCAUCUGAUUGUGAUGACGCAUGAUCUGAAUGUGAUCUGCAAACGUUUUAUUAUUUUCUUUCCUGAUAGAUCACUGCAAAGCUGUCUUAGGCUCAAUAAGAAAUAAACCAAAAGGUCCGGUGUCUUUAAAUGUAAUACAGUUGACACUGAUGCAGCUGCUUUAAAACUAUAGUAUUGUUGGGCUCCAUUCACCAAUAUCAUCCAAAGUUUGUUCUUAAAUGUGACCUUCAUAAAGUCCUAAGAAAAAUUCUA